Messenger RNA from Pseudogymnoascus destructans, 369 nucleotides. RefSeq lists its product as uncharacterized. The record is from RefSeq and is a predicted model, not a curated record. Bases 1 to 369 code for a protein of 122 amino acids. The transcript has a single exon. NCBI's taxonomy places the organism in Eukaryota, Fungi, Ascomycota, Leotiomycetes, Thelebolales, Thelebolaceae.
AUGGCGCCCCUUGACAACUUUCCCGUCCAGCAAAUACUCGUAUUAGACCAAAUAUAUAAGACGCAGGAUCGUAUCUACAUCCACCUAGGCGAUGCACUCCUUAAGCCAGAGCGCUUUGCCACCGGCUUCUUAAUCUAUAUACAAUCACUAUUAACAUCAUCGGACGAAUAUACAAUCCAGCCACUGAAUCUCUUCAGCUUCUCUAGCUCCCCAGCGUUUCUUGACGGCGAUCCAGAAACCGCAGCCGAGAUCAGCCCAAUUCUUGCCGAAAGCUUUACUGUGCCUGAAGAUAUGCCUCGAGGCAAAAACAGCAACAGCCCAUAUCGUCGGCGCUGGGCAGAGAUGCGCGACUUGGACCCCGCCGGCUAG